Messenger RNA from Caenorhabditis angaria, 5343 nucleotides. The record is from the annotation of a GenBank genome assembly. Lineage: Eukaryota; Metazoa; Nematoda; Chromadorea; Rhabditida; Rhabditidae.
AUGCUACCAAGUUACAAAAAUGAGGUGGAACCGAUACAUUUAUUAGGAUUCAACAUUGCCAGAAGCCAAAAAUGGGUGCAAUUUGUGCUGUUAUCCGGAGCAAUAUUUGUAUUAUAUGUUGGCUAUGGUUACAUGCAAGAAUUGCUCUUCAAAAUGCCGGGGCUCAAAAGUUUCGGAUGGACAUUGACUUUUAUCCAAUUUUUAAUUUAUAGUGGUUGUGGAUAUGGAGAAAGUCAAGUUUGGCAUAAUACGAGGAGAAUGUGAGUUGGUUUAGGGCGGGAAAAAUCUGAAGAAGCCACGUGGCAAAAAAAAUUGAUUUUUGAAUUUUUUAGUGAAAAAGUAUACGUGGAUGGUCCAAAAAUCGAUAAAUUGCUCAGAAAUCCACGUGGGAAAUUGAUUUUUGAACUUUUAAUGCGAAAAAAUCCACAUGGAAUGCCCAAAAAAACCUCGAAAAAUCGAUAAAUGACCCAGAAAUCCACGUGGCAACCUUAAAAACUUCGAAAAAACCCCAUUUUUCCAGGAUUCCCCUACGAAUUUACAUGAUAAUCGCAUUUUUCACCGUCGCCACAAUGGGCCUCUCAAAUUCCUCUGUGGCUUAUCUGAAUUAUCCGACUCAAGUCAUUUUCAAAUGCUGUAAAUUGAUUCCGGUUAUGAUUGGUGGAGUGUUGAUUCAAGGGAAGCGAUAUGGAUUGUUGGAUAUUGCGUCGGUGGUUUUGAUGAGCGCUGGUGAGAGAUUUUGGGGUUUGAAAUUGCGGAAAAUUGGAAUUUUUGACAUUGAAAACCUAGAAAUACUAAAAAUUAUCAGAAAAUCUGAAUUUUGAAUUUGUUUUCUGAGAAAAAAGGAAAACUUCUGAAACAGUGAGAAAAUUCUAUGAAAACUCCAAAAAUAUCUUGAAAAUAUGUUGGUCUUUUGAUUUAAAAUUACACAAUUUUUGAUACUGAAAACCUAGAAAUAUCUGAAAAUCUGAUUUUUCUAAUAAAAAUUGAAUUAUAUUUUAUUUUUCGAAUCAUGGCCAAUUUGAAAUCAAAUGUUCAAAAUUCAAAUUUACUAGUAAAAAUUUUGAAACAGUGAAUUUUAAUUAGAAAUUUCAUUUUUUAUUGUUAGACUUAUUAUUGGUCCAGUAUCGAUUUUGAAUCGAUUUUGAAAAAAAAUGAAAAUUUCUAAUAAAAAUUUUGAAACAGUGAAAUUUUUUCAUAAAUUUGUAUACAAUUUUUAUGGGGUGAUUCAUAAAAAUAAAUUGACAAAAAAAGUGCGAUUAAUUUCACGUUUUUUGUCAAUUAAUCGCAUUCAUUUCUGAAAAAAUGCGAUUAAUUGACAAAAAACGUGAAAUUAAUCGCACUUUUUUUGUCAAUUUAUUUUUAUGAAUCACCCCAUUAAAGUUCAGAAAUUAUUUUCAAAAGUAUUAUCAAUUUUUAAAAAUUUCAAAUUUGCUAAUAAAUAUUGUGAAACAGUGAAAAAUUUCUGUGAAAAUUGUUAUUUUUUCCGAAAAAUUGAUUCAAAAAUCCAAGUUUUCAGCAAAAAUCUGAAUUCUUGGAUUUUUGGCAAGGUUCCCUGCGAUGUAUCAAUAAAAGUUAGAUUUCAAAAUUAAUAAUAGAAAUUGUGAAACAGUGAAAAAAUUAGAUACGUGAAAAUUAUUUUCAAUUUUUUAAAGAUUAGUUUUUCUUUCAAUUUUGUUUCUCCUGAAAUUCAUCUUCCCAUCAAUUUUCACAAUUUUCAAAAAAAAUUAUAACAAUUUUUGAAACAGUAAAUUUUUUCUGGGUAUUUAUUUGGAAUUUUUUUUUUGGAAUAAUUAAUCGCCCUAAAAUCAUUUUUUCAAAUUUCAAAUUUACUAAUAACAUUUUUGAAACAGUAAAAAAAUCUGUGAAAAAAUUUUUUUCCGAAAAAUUCAUUCAAAAAUUCAAAUUUUCAGCAAAAAAAUUUGAAUUUUUGAAAAAAUGAUUGAAAAAGAUUCCAGAAAAGAACCAAAUUUCAAAAUUAGUAAAGUAACCUUUGAAACAGUGAAAAAUUCAAAAUUCCUAUGAAAAUGUUUUUGGUUUAAUUUCCUUAUAAAUCAAUUUUCUCAAUUUUCAAAACAAAUUAUAAAAUUUUGUGAAACAGUGAAAAAUUUCUGAAUUUUUUUGUUAGAAAUAUGGAAGGAAUCGGUCAAAGAUUAUUUUUUCAACUUUCAAAUUUACUAAUAAAAUUUUUGAAACAGUGAAAAAUUUCUGUGAAAAUUUUUUUCCCGAAAAAUUCAUUCAAAAAUCCAAGUUUUCAGUAAAAAAAUUUGAAUUUUUGGUUUUUUUUGAAAUAUCAAUCAGUUUCUCAAUUUUCAAAAUCAGCAAAAAAAAUUUUUCAAUUCUUAUCUUUCAAAAAAAUCACAGAAACAUACAAUUUUGAGAGUCCUGAAUUUUUUUUGCACAUUUUCAGAUUACGAAUCAAUUUUGACAAAUUUCAAAACUAAUAAUAAAAUUUUUGAAACAGUGAAAAAAAUCUGUGAAAAAUUUUUUUCCCGAAAAAUUCAUUCAAAAAUCCAAGUUUUCAGUAAAAAAAUUUGAAUUUUUGGUUUUUUAUGGAAUUGUUUCAAAAUUAGUAAAGUAACCUUUGAAACAGUGAAAAUUCAAAAUUCCUAUUUUUUCUUUUGAAGUCCUGCUAAUUCGUCUCCGAUCAAUUUUCACAAUUUUCAAAACAAAUUAUGUAUUACAAUUUUUGUAACAGUAAAUUUUUUCUGGGUAUUUAUUUGGAAUUUUUUUUUGGAAAUCGGUCGAUCAUUUUUUUUUCAAAUUUCAAAAAUAAUAAUAAAAUUUUUUGAAACAGUAAACAAAUUCUGUGAAAAUUUUUUUCUUAAAAUUCAUUCAAAAUUCCAAAUUUUCAGAAAAAAAUUUAAUUCUUAAUUUUUUUCAAAACUGAAAUCAAAAUUAAUCAAUUAUUCAAUUUUCAAAAAUAGAAAUGAAACCUUUGAAACAGUCUAAAAUUCAAAAAUUCCGUUUUUUCAUUUUUUUUUUUUUGAUUUUGAAGCCUCGCUAUAUCGUUCAGUUUUCACAAAAUUCAAAAAUAAUUAUAAAAAUUUUGAAACAGUGAAAAUUUCUGAAUUUGUUUUUGGAAAUAUGAAAGGAAUCGGUCAAAGAUCAUUUUUUCAACUUUCAAAUUUACUUAUAAAAUUUUUGAAACAGUAAAAACUUUCUGUAAAAUUUUUUUCUGAAAAAUUCAUUCGAAAAUCCAAAUUUUCAUCAAAAAAUUUGAAUUUUUGGUUUUUUUUGAAAAGCUUUCAAUCAGUUUCUCAAUUUUCAAAAUUAGCAAAAAAAUUUUUUCAAUUUUAUCUUUUAAAAAAAUCACAGAAACAUAGAAUUUUGAGUCCAGAAAUUUUUUUGCACAUUUUCAGAUUACGAAUCAAUUUUGACAAUUUUCAAAACAAAUAAUACAAUUUUUGAAACAGUGAAAAAAAUCUGUGAGAAAUUUUUUUCCCGAAAAAUUCAUUCAACAAUCCAAAUUUUCAGCAAAAAAAUUUGAAUUCUGGGUUUUUUUCAAUUUUCAAAAUUAGUAAAAUAACCUUUGAAACAGUGAAAAAUUCAAAGUUCCUAUGAAAAUGUUUUUUGUUUAAUUUCCUUAUAAAUCAAUUUUCACAAAUUUCAAAAUUAAUUAUAAAAUUUUUGAAACAGUGAAAAAUUUCUGAAUUUUUUUAAAUUUUUUUUUGGAAAUCGGUCGAUCAUUUUUUUUUCAAAUUUCAAAAAUAAUAAUAAAAUUUUGUGAAACAGUGAAAAAUUUCUGAAUUUUUUUUAAUUUUUUUUUGGAAAUCGGUCGAUCAUUUUUUUUCAAAUUUCAAAAAUAAUAAUAAAUUUUUUGAAACAGUAAAUUAUUUCCAAAGUGUUUAUUUUUCCAGGAAUUGUAAUGUUCACAUUGGCCGACAACAAAGUCUCUCCAAUUUUCGAUUCUCGUGGUUAUAUCAUGAUAUCCGGAGCACUUCUAGCCGAUGCUGUCAUCGGAAAUAUUCAGGAGAAAAAUAUGAAAAAAUAUGGUGGAAGUUCGAAUGAAGUUGUCCUAUAUUCCUAUGGAAUCGGCUCAAUUUUCAUAUUUUUCUAUAUUUUGAUAAGUGGCGAGAUUUUCGAGAGCAUUCCUUUUCUGUGGACACAUUUCAAUGAGGUUUUCUGGAAUUGUGUGAUUUUUUCGUUGCUUGGAUAUUUGGGUGUUAAUGUCGUGUUGACACAUAUUAAGGUAAGGGAUUUUGGGGUUUUUUGAAAAAUAUAUUUUGAAGAAAAAAACUUAGCCUAACUUUCUUGGGAAAAAAUUACCCAAAAAUAUAGAAAUUGUAUUUUUCGGGAAAAUUUGGGUUUUGCUAAAUUUGAAAAUCUCAUAAUUUUUGGGUAAGGACUUAUUUUAAGUUAAAAAUGUUUCGAAAAAAUUCGAGGCUUUAAAAAAUUUUGGUUUUCUCAAGGAGUCGCGCCUUGAGAGCCUAGUUGUCAAGUGGCCGAGCCUAGAGAUCCAUUCUGACAAGGAUCAGCGCCUUGAGAUCCUAUAUGACAAGCAGCCGAGCCUUGAGAACCUUAUUCUCAAGUAGCCGCACCUUCAGAACCUAUUUUUCAAGCAUCCGUGCCUUGAGAUCCUAGCUCUCAAGCAUCCGCGCCUUGAGAACCCAGUUGUCAAGCAGUCGCGCCUUGAGAACCUAACUUUCUAGGAGCCGCGCCUUGAAAACCUCAUUUUCUAGGAGCCGUGCCUUCAGAACCUAACUUUCUAGGACUUGCUCCUAGAGAUCCUCCCUGUCACGCAGCCGCGCCUAGAGAUCCACUCUGGCAAGGAACCGCGCCUUGAGAGCUUAUAUGACGAGUAUCCGCGCCUAGAAAAUCUGAUUCUCAAGGAGUCGCGCCUUGGGAGCUGCUUUUAUGACAAGCCGUCGCGCCUAGAGAUCCUCCCUGUCAAGCAGCCGCGCCUUGAAAACCUAAUUUUCAAAAAAAUGAUUUUUCCCGAAAAUUAUACGUUUCAAAAUUUUCUCUUCAGCUCAGCGCUAUUUCUGAAUCUGAUUCGUCAAUAUUUUUCUCCAGAAUCACGAAAAAAAAACAAAUUCCAGGUCUUCGGUGCACUUUUGGCUGUAACAGUCACAACCCUCCGAAAAGCGCUCACAAUAAUCCUAUCAUUUAUUCUCUUCUCAAAACCCUUCACUUUGGACUAUUUAUGGGCGGGACUCAUUGUACUGUUGGCGAUUUAUUUGAACUUGUAUAGGUGGGUUUUGAAAUUUUGAAGUUCUGGAAUUUCAGACCAUUUUUUCCAGCAAAAACAAGGCGUCUUGGAAUCAAAAAAUGCGUGUGAUAUUUGCAAAUGUGAUCGGAUAUUCGGCAUCCCAAAAAACACACCGUGAUACACUUUUAGUCUGA